GCCUUUUUCAGAGUGUGUGUGACUGUCUAUGGAUGGACUUGUCCACAUGAGGCGCUCUCUGCCCAGACAUCAGCCCGGCUGAUGAGGUAGAUCCGCGGCGUGUAGAUCUGCUCUCGCCCGCUCUUCUAGCCUCUGCGUUUCUGUGUGGGGCGGACUGCUCGGCGGCGUCGCGUCUACCUACCAGCUCCAGGAAUGGACUUUCCAGCCUCGCCAGCUCCGGCAAACCCACCGUUUCUCCUCCAGUCUUUCGGUUGUGAAGAGACAAACGUUCGGAGUUUGUGACCUGGACAUAUUUUCAACGCAGAGUUGAUCAGCCGUCAGCAGCACAGCGAGCAUUUAACGUCUUUUUUCUCCUUCACCCGCGAGACUUAUUUGUAGCCGUUGGACGAGAUUCAACUUAAACGAACCCGCAGACAUUUUGUUAUUUCUGAGAAAUUACACCGUUUUUUUCUUCAUCUUACUUUUUCCACCAGCGUAGCCGCAGCUAGCCGGAGAGAAAGCGAACUGAAAGCUUCCGACGGACGGCCAGAAGACGAAGGAAGGAGAAGAAGACACCAUUAUCCGCCGCUCGCCUCUUCCAAACGCCGCUGUGUUUAUUCAUUUACAUGCGUCGAGCUCACAUCGCUGCCGCUAGUGCGUUCAGGCGGAGAGCUCGCAACAGCGAUGGAUCAUUUUGACUGACAGCUUCUGAAGAAUUAGCUAGCUUAGCCAGAGAGGACUCAGCGCUGAUGGUGGUUUCCUGCUCGCAGACGCAGUAAAUACGGGGUCGGGACAGGUACAACUGAAUGGUCUUGCAUCACCCAAACAAGACGCCGACUGUUUUAGUUACCUCGCUGGAAAGUGCAUUACUCAUAUUCAGCCUCGUUUUUUUUUGAGGGGGGUCGCUAGCUACCGUUAGCUAGUCAUCCUGCUAGCGCUGGACAGCUCCUGUUUGAGGCUGGGCUAGCUUUUGGACAAAGGACCAACGCAAGGAAAAAUAUAAACACAGGGCACCCACUUGGUCGUAUUUGGGAAGGACAGCAACAAACAAGGAAUUGACAUGAUGUUUCCACAAUCAAGACACUCAGCUUCAUCGCAGCAGCUGAAAUUCACAACCUCUGACUCCUGUGACAGGAUCAAGGAUGAGUUCCAGUUCCUCCAAGCACAAUACCACAGCUUGAAGCUUGAGUGUGACAAGUUGGCCAGUGAGAAGUCAGAGAUGCAGCGCCAUUAUAUCAUGUACUAUGAGAUGUCCUACGGCCUCAAUAUUGAGAUGCACAAACAGGCUGAGAUAGUGAAGAGAUUGAACGGGAUCUGCGCACAAGUCCUCCCCUACCUGUCUCAGGAGCACCAGCAGCAGGUCCUGGCGGCCAUAGAGAGAGCCAAGCAGGUCACCCCCCCAGAGAUGAACUCCAUCAUAAGGCAGCUCCAGGCUCACCAGCUGUCUCAGCUCCAGGGCCUGGCCCUGCCCAUGACCCCUCUGCCGUUGGGCCUGAGCCAGCCGACCCUCCCCGCCGUCACCACCUCCUCUGGUCUCUUCUCCCUCUCCUCCCUGCUGGCCUCCCAAGCCCAGCUGGCCAAGGAGGAGAAAGCAUCACGUGAUGGAGUCGACAGCCAUCGUGAGGAGGAUGGAGACAAGUCAGAUUAGAUGGUGUCCCCCAUUCAGCUCUGUUUUUAUCCAGAGAUCUACAGCCUCUCCCCUGGUCUCCCUCUCUCUGACCUUAGCUAACACGGGUUUCAGUCCCAUCACCACAGCUCCAGCUACAGACCCCUAACCAACUCCCAUUACUGGGCGAGCUUUGGCACCUGCCUCUUAUGUCAGACUGGUCCCUAUCUCCUCAUAUUUACCAUGUCAGAUUGUUUCCUUAUAUUUCCUUUCUGUGUCUUUUCCUCAGACACUGUCCCCUUUUUAUAUGUGAUUAAGCAUCAUUUUUUUGUUUAUUUCUUUUCAUUAUCAGGAUUUCUAUUUUUGUUCCUUCCUGCCUUCCUGUCGCUCUGCCUCUCAGUUCUUAUUCCUGUUAAGUUUCCGAUUUUUCUCUUCCUCCCACUCCCAUCACGUCUCGCCUGUGUUGUAAGCGGGUGUCCAUGUUACACAGGACUGAUCUGUGAGACUGGUGUUAAAACAGGCUUAAUGUUAAACACAGGGAUUUUUUUGGCAAGCUGUUAAACUUGCAGACACAAUUAUUCAAAAUUCUUAAAAAUCAUUGCAUCAGUAUGAUGUUGAUGCUUUUUGGCACUUCAUAUUGCAUGUAUUCAUUCACAGCUCAGCGUCAAGUUUAAGUGGUGGAUUGUCUUGGAUCAGAUCAGGUGUUAAAAUAGUGCCCAGCUAAAGAGAGAAACAUCCCAAAAGCUUCUCUCUCUCUCUCUCACUCUCACACACACACACACACACCAACCAAAACGGCUGCUUUUUGAGCAGACUGAUGUUGUGUAGAAUCCUAAAUUUGUAUGGAGAAAACGAAAAGCGCCUUCUCAAACGUCCUGCUGAGAGCUGUAAGUCUAGAUAACAAACCCAGCUUCGUUAGCAAUCCCCCAUCAGAUUAAUCCAGCCAGCACCUUAACAGAAAGGCAACGUUUUCAUCAUUAAAGGACAAAGACGCCACUUGACUCCUGCGCCCUCCUUCACAGAGGGGAGAGGGUGUGCAUGUUGUGUGUUUGACAGCAGAGGGCAGUGUGUGUCUUUGAGGAAUUCCACCUCAUUGGAUUCAGGCCUGAGCAAAAACAAGGACAGGACAAUGACAGAGUGCAACAGUGUCACGAGGGGAGUGUCUUAUUUAUCUAUUCUGUGUACAAACUUAGUAAACAGAAACUAGACCGGUCACAUUAAUCUCUGCAUGCGGUCGGUCCCAGUCCGUGUCCUGAUCAAGUUUUUUAGGUCUAUUUGAAGGAACAUCUUUGCGAGAAAGACAGCUAGGCCUACUUUUUUGACCCAGCCUGUAAAUUUGAAUACUGUACGUUUGGGUUCACAGGUCUGUCUGCAUACUACAUAAUACAGAUGAUUUCUUGAGUUGAAAAUCUCCAUGACUCUCCAGUUCUCACAGGUGAAGCACAAGCAUCCUCCACAACUGCUCUGAUGAAUCAAAAACCCAAACUCCCCCUCACCAUCACAGGCCCCGCACACCUACUCAGCUGUUUUCAAUUACCUUGUCCGAUCAGGCCUCUCGUCAGGUGGAAGUUGGGUGAAUCUGUUAACAACGCGAUGUCACCAAAUUCUGUCUGUGUUCAAAAUCUCUGUCCAAAUUGUCACAAAUGGCAACGCCUCCCAGUUUGAUUCCAGCAGGAGAUCUUUGUUGCAGGCUAAUGCCCCAUUUAAUUACUUGAGCUUAAUUGCUGAACGAUGAACUUUGGCUGACAUGAGGCAUCUAUGUUCAUUUGGCUUUCAGGCACUUCCUUAUAAUUAAGGGCAAUGUCAGAUAUAUCAAAGCUUUCACAGAAAUCUGAGUUUCCCAGUUCUAAUUACCACCAGAAGUGUGAGGGAGAAGAGAGAGGAGGUCUAUUCAGGCGAAAUGAAUGAAUACAGCCUGCCGGGUGUUCUAAGGGUGUGUAGGGGCUUUAACGGGGCUAGAAGCAGGAAAAAUGGCUUUGUCCACACAUUUAUGGAUAUUUUUCUAAAUCAAUAUUUCCCCCUCUGUUUAAAAAUGAAUUCUGUCCACACAACCUUUGUUUUAUAAAACAUCUCUGGGCACAUGAGAAGGCAAAAAUGUUUCCAAAUACCAAGCGUGCUUACAGUACAGUACAUAGCAAGUCCGUGUGGCAUUGCGCAACCAAAGCAGAGGUGAAGAGGAAGAGUGAUGGAAACAGAGGUAAAACAAGAGUGAACUGACGGCAUUUGCUUGCCGGAGAGUCUUGUCAAAGUCUGUUCCCCUGUUGAUGUUACUAUCUUUCUAUUAGAUAAGAAAGUAACGAAACCUGCCUACUUACUAAUAUAACCGGGUGUUUUACUCUGCCCUUUUUAUAGCACUGAGAUCUGGGUUUUUAGGUUAAAAAGGGAUCCUUACUUUGGACAGUAGCCAUGUUGCUAACAUUUUAGCAACAGCAGCGCCAACAAUACUACCACAGGAAACUUGAGGAGAGUGGGUAGUUGAAAAGUUGUCUGUUUCUGCCUCAAAUAGAAUAAUCCAAAACAGUUUAGUUCACUUGUAACUGACCAUAAACAAAUGUGAUAGUCGUAGUGUCAGGCGCAGGCUCAUUACACAAAACUACAAUGGGCGCACUCGAAUUAGCUUAUUGACGCCUUUGUUUCAUGGGCCUUUUGGAGGGCAUUUUUUAAAAAAUCUCAGUUCUAGUGACCUAGGAAAAUACUCAUUUUGCAAAUCAUCUGUAUUCAUGUGGACAGCGGCAAAAUGUUGGCUCUCUGCACACCAAGAUGAAAUGUACAUAUUGAAGUUGUUUCACCAACGCAGACAUCUCCAGCAGAGGUUGCCUCAGCGGUGAUUGAACCUCUGACCAUGGCACAAAGAUUGUUUGAUUAAAUGAGUCUACGGUGGCGGCCCUCAUUUGUCUGAAUGUUGAUACGGUUUUACAAACCCAACAGACUAAUACAGAUGCUUCCAGAGAUGCACCAUGGGAAACUGCCUGUUGGCCUGCUUUUCUAAUCUCGUCUUCUCUCUCUGUGCAGUUCAACAUUUGUGUGCGCGCACACACACAGGCACAGGAACACACCUUACUUCGCCUCCUCUGUUUUAAUGGCUACACUGUGAGAAUGAAUCGAUAUGAAGAGUUUCAUACUUUAACAAACAUCCUUUUGAUUUGUAAACACUCUUGAGCAUGACGGUGAUGAUAAAGCACAUUUUAUUCUUGAAUCAUUCAGAAAGCAGACAGAAUAAUAAAAUCCCAUCUUGUGUCUGGAAGUGAAGAUGACGAACUGUUCCUUUUAUGAUGCCCGUUGUUGUGUAUGUAUGUGAAUACAUUAACACGGUGUGUAUAAACAGUUGUACAGGUUUGGUCGUUGCUGGUGAACCACAGAGAUAAAAAUGCAUUCCUGUUCUUACUAUGGCUAAAGCUAACAUGCUAUCCUGCUUGUGAAUUAAGCUCGCAGCUCAUCACCUCUCAUCAACACUGUAUGUAUGUUGCUACAUACUGUACUCAUUGUAGUGUAUGCAGAUUGUGUAGACAAAGCCACACACACACACACACACCUGUGCAUGUCUGCAGGGGAAACGAGAUUGAUUUCUUUCUAGUGGAGACGUUUUUUGUUUUGUUUUUUUAAGAAUGUUUGGUCCUAAUUUUCUGUGAUCAAUGCACUUGUUUUUCAUUUUUCCUCCUGUUUGUUUUGAGAUAUUAAUCGAUAUGAACUAGAGUGAGAAUUACAAAGCUGACGUUAUAAACAUACAAAUGAAAUUCUAUGUAUUUGUUAAAAGUAGUUGGAGGUGCUUGCCUCUGUAUACAGUUAUACAUAGAAAGCUUUAUGUGUAUAUAGCUGCAUCUUCUCUUGUUUGUCCUGGAUGAUUCCUGUGCUUUUGUGUUACAAAACUGAUGUGACACCAGGGGGGACACUGCAGUACCUUUUGCCCUUCCACCCCUUUCUUCUUCUCUGACCCCCGACUCUUUACCCCCAUGUCACAUCCCACCUUCCCAACUUUUUGCCCCCAUAGCGUGAAGCAUUGUAAGCGUUUUGAGCUUUGUAAAGGUCUUUUUUUAAAUACUUAUUUUGUGCAUAAUGUAAAACCUGAAAGUGUGUACUUUGGCGAAAAAAGAAAAAAAAAAUGUUUUGUGUCUGAAAUCAUAGCUUCAUUAAAACAAAAAACAAACAAAAAAAACUAUUAAAAAAAGUACAACAAACAUUUACUAUAAAUAAUAUGAAAUGUUCUGCAGUAAGGAAGGACUUCUGGUGCCUUACAAAUAAAGUCAAUCAAAUCAUAAGAAACUC
Acanthopagrus latus (yellowfin seabream) is the source of this 5848-nucleotide messenger RNA. RefSeq names its product TLE family member 5, transcriptional modulator (gene tle5). The record is from RefSeq and is a predicted model, not a curated record. The coding region runs from base 1040 to 1627 and encodes 195 amino acids. NCBI's taxonomy places the organism in Eukaryota, Metazoa, Chordata, Actinopteri, Spariformes, Sparidae. Gene Ontology annotation, cellular component: transcription regulator complex; nucleus. The transcript has 7 exons. Gene Ontology annotation, biological process: regulation of DNA-templated transcription; negative regulation of canonical Wnt signaling pathway. Gene Ontology annotation, molecular function: protein binding; transcription corepressor activity.